This is a messenger RNA of Strongylus vulgaris, 276 nucleotides long. The record is from the annotation of a GenBank genome assembly. Lineage: Eukaryota; Metazoa; Nematoda; Chromadorea; Rhabditida; Strongylidae.
AUGCGGAAAAAGCCAUUCUCUGCUGAAGAACGUCUCAUAAAAUGGACAAAUUUUGCCAUUGCAAAUGGUGUUCUAAAAGAACUUCAUGUGCAAGGUUCUCGAUUGAAUUUCAUAGUAUAUUUCAAUAUUGAUGUGAUUACUGCUAUUGUUGCUGUUUUGUUCAUAUUUGUUCUAGUUUUAAUCGAACUUUGUCUCGGUGAAGUGGAUAUCGUCUCAUACCUAAACGAUCAUCCCGUUACCAUCAACGCAAGAGGGGAUCUUCAUUACCUCCAUUAG